UUCCACUGGUCUCUUGCUCUCUUUGCUUUUUCUGCUUGGUAGGAUCUUUUAGCUGCUAAUAGAACCGGGCGUCUGUCUAGGACUUUAACUCCCUGAAUCCCACGGAGCCGCUUGUACAAAAGGUCGAUGUGUCAUUUGUCUUCAUAAAGCAUCAUUCCUUGUAUCACACCCGAAGCUCUCCAGCCCUCAGGCACGGUCACAGCAGAAGCAUGGCCAUCUCAUCACGCCUUGCACUGUGGGAGCAAAAGAUCAGGGAAGAGGACCAGAGUCCACCCCCUUCCUCGCCAUCUCUGCUUUUCUCAGUGAUUCCUGGGGGAUUCAUCAAACAGCUUGUUCGGGAAACAGAGAAAGAAUCCAAGGUAGCUAAACGGAAAGAGAAAGGCACCUUGAACUCCAAAGAAGAUCCUCCUGGGAAGCCUGAUGACAACCACGUGCAGCAGUUUGUGAUACAGGAUGAGAACAUCCUUGAAGUAAGAGGAGAAAUGGCAAGUGAAGGGCAACUGCUGCAAAACGGCCUGAAUGGAGAGAAGCACGAAGGGGAAAUGGCAGCGGAAGUUGCACCGAGAAAGCCUCUUCCCUUCAAGAGAGUCGUGAAGAGGAGCAACAUCACGAAAGCCACCUCUCCAGCAUCUGAAAAGGCAGCAGCCACUCCCAAACUAGGGGAGACAAUCCCGCCAGAUGAGCCCAAGGUUGCCAAACCUCCAUGUCCUGAGCAGAGCUCUAAGGAACAAAGUAAAGGGGAAAAUGCCCCUGCUGGUGCUCCAACUGUUAAGGAUUUUCAGCGCCACUCUGAAGAUCCUGCAAAGGAGGGCAACUCACUGAGGAGAAAACCUCCUGAAAGUUCAGGGAAAGAGAAGGCAGUAAUGAAGAAGCAGCGGGAGCCCCAAAUCAAGGCUGAAAUCAAGAAGGGGCAAGAAGAGAUUAAGGAGAAGCCUGGGGAAAUCAAGGAAGAACCAGUGGAAAUCAAGGAGGAACAAGGGGAGGUCAAGAAGAAGCCUGGAGAAAUUGAGGAGGAACCAGUGGAAAUCGAGGAGGAACCAGUGGAAAAUAAGAAGGAGCCUGUAGAAAUCAAGGAGUCAGGGGAAAGCACAGACUCAGACAAGGUUCAUGACGACGUGUGGUAUGAAACAGAGAAAGUUUGGCUUGUCCAGAAAGACGGGUUUACACUCGCUACCGUGCUGAAGCCGGAUGUGGGGACCCCGGAGCUGCCAGUUGGGAGGGUAAGGAUUCGCUUAGAAGCUGACAACACUGUCAUUGAGGUGGACGAGGAGGACGUUCACCGGACCAAUCCCUCCAGACUGGAUUACACGGAAGAUCUUGCAGCACUUCUCAGUCUGAAUGAAUCGAGUGUCAUUAACACACUCCAGCACCGGUACCAGUCCCAGCUCUGCCACACUUAUGCAGGGCCCACCCUGAUUGCCCUCAAGCCCAGCUGGGCCACUACUAACUACUCAGGAAAGGUGUUCAAAGGGAAGAGAGACAACAUGCCCCCUCACAUCUGCUCCGUGGCACAGAAAGCCUACUGGAGUCUGCUCAUGCACCAGCAGGACCAGGCAAUUGUGCCCUUGGGGAGAAGUGGUGCCGGGAAAACAACCUGCUGCCAGAGCGCUCUGGAAUACCUGGUGGGCGCCUCCCGCAGCGUGGACAACAGAGUCUCAGUGGAGAAGAUUCAGGCCAUGUUCACAAUCCUCAAAGCUUUUGGGACAGUGACCACCUGUCACAAUGGCGCUUCCACUCGCUUCUCCAUGGUCAUGUCACUGGAUUUCAACAGCACAGGCCGAAUAACAGGCGCUCACCUCCAGACGAUGCUGUUGGAAAGGGUCCGUGUCGCACAGCAACCAGAAGGAGAGAGCAACUUCAGUGUCUUUUCUCAGAUGCUGGCAGGCCUGGACAUGGCUCACAGGACGAUGCUGCACUUGCACCAGAUGGCUCAGAGCAACUCCUUUGGUAUCGGGCCAUGUUCGAAGACUGAAGAGAAACAGAAGGCUUCUGUGGCAUUUGCCCAGCUUCAAGCUGCUAUGGAGACUUUGGGAAUCACCGUGGAUGAGCAGACUGCCAUUUGGCGUGUGUUAGCAGGGAUCUAUCACCUGGGAGCUGCAGGGGCAUGUAAAGUUGGCAGGAAGCAGUUCAUGAAAUUUGAGUGGGCUAACAAUGCUGCAGAUGUACUGGGUUGUGAUUUUGAGGAGCUCACAACAGCAGUCUUCAAGCACCAUCUGAAACAGAUAAUAGAACAGGUCACAUCUGGAACGAGUCGGCUGAGCAAAGAUGAGGAACGAAAUGCUGGGCCCAAGAUGACUGGAGUGGAAUGUGUGGAGGGGAUGGCUGCAGGUCUCUAUGAAGAACUGUUUGCUGCUGUUGUCUCUCUAAUCAACAGGUCUUUUUCAUCCAGUCACCUCUCCAUGGCUUCCAUCAUGGUGGUGGACACCCCUGGUUUCCACAACCCUCGACACCAGAAGAAGGAGCGAGCAGCUACUUUUGAAGAACUUUGUCACAACUAUGUGCAUGAGCAGCUGCAGGCACUGUUCUACAAGAGAACGUUCAUGUCCGAGCUGGAGAGGUACAGGGAGGAAAAUGUUGAGGUGCCUUUUGAUCUGCCAGAGCUCUCUCCAAUGGCCACGGUGUCUGUCAUCGAUCAGAACUCCUCACAGCUGCAGGUGCCGCCUGGGGGCCAGGCAGAAGAGCCCAAGGGCUUGCUCUGGAUUCUGGAUGAAGAGGUUUUGAUUCCGGGCUCCAGCGACCACGCGGUGCUCAACCGCCUGUGCUCAUACUUUGCCAAGAAGGGCACAGAGAGUGAGGAGGAAGGUUUCCUUCGCAAGUGUGAGCAGAUGCUGCAGUUUGAGAUCUUCCACCAACUGGGCAAAGAUCCCGUUCGUUACGACCUCACUGGCUGGAUAAAUAAAGCCAAGCUGAACCUGUCAGCCCAAAACUCCAUUCAAGUCCUGCAGCAAUCCAAAAUAGAUGCUCUGAAGAAGCUGUUUCUGCCUCGGUCCAAAAUGCCCCUGAUUUGCCGAUCAGUGGCAGGUCUGGAGGGAAAUUCCCAGCAAGCUUUGCAGCGUACUGGUUGUGUGAGGAAGACCUUCACCAGCAGCUUGGCAGCUGUGAAGAAGAAAUCUGUGUGUGCUCAGAUCAAACUUCAGAUGGAUGCUCUCACAAAUCUGGUAAAACGAUCCCAGAUACACUUUGUCCAUUGUCUUGUUCCAAGAGUGGGAGCAGAUGGUGCAGAAGGGAAGCCCUCCCAGCCCUGCAUCACAGGAGAAGUAGAGCUGACUUUGGACGUACCAACCCUGAGAGUUCAGUUGUCUGGGGCCCAGCUAUUAGAUGCAUUACGCUUGUACAGGAUCGGUUACGUGGAUCGCAUGGUGCUGACUCAGUUCCGCCGCCGCUUCCAGGUGUUGGCUCAGCCAGUGAUGAAGAAAUACACAUCAGCAUAUGAAAUACCAGAUGAGAAUAAGGCAAUAGAAGAACUCUUCCAGGUACUUGAUCUGGAAAAGAAAAGUGUAGCAGUGGGACACAGUCAGGUUUUUCUGAAGCCGGGCGUAGUCUCCAGGCUGGAGAAGCAGCGGGAGAAGCUGAUAUCCCAGAACAUGAUUCUGCUCCAGGCAGCUUGCAAGGGCUUCCUCUCCCGCCAGAAAUUCAAGAGAUUAAAGAUUCAGCGCUUAGCCAUUCGGUGCAUCCAGAAGAAUCUGGUGGUGUUCCACGUGGUGAAGGACUGGCCAUGGUGGCAGCUGAUGAACUAUGUUCGGCCAUUGAUUAGUGUGAACAUAGUGGAAGACCAGCUCCGGGUCAAAGACGAGGAGCUUGCAGCACUAAGAAGAAAGCUCGAAAAAUCAGAGCAGUCACGUAGUGAACUUCGGCAGAACACAGAACUGUUGGAAAGCAAGAUCUUAGACUUGAUGACCGAACUCUCGGACGAGCGGUUCAAAGGUGAAACGGCCUGCCAGGUCCUAGAAGGUGAACGGGCUGAGCGGCUCCGGGGGUCACGAGAGAUAAAAGAACUGCAGAGUAAAUACGAUCACGUGCAGAAGAAAUUGGAGUCUGUGGAAAAGCAGCUGGAAGAGGCUCAACAGCAAAUUCAGUUGCGUGAAAUUGGGAUAAGUGGAGCUGCUGGAGAUGAGGAGUGGCAAAUGCGAUUUGACUGUGCUCAGACGGAAAUCACGUUUCUCAGAAAACGCCUUGCACAGCUUGAAGAGAGGCUGGAAUCUGACCUGAACUGUAGGAAAGAGCUGGAGCAAAAGCUCGGUGAGGUGCAGAGCACCUAUGAGGGUGCCAAGAAGGUGGCACAGCAGAUGAAGAGGAAGUGCAAACACUUGGCCUGUGAUCUGGAGGACACGCGGGUCCUGAUGGAAAGUCUGCAGAGCCGCAAUCAUGAACUGGAGAAGAAACAGAAAAAGUUUGACAUGCAGCUAGCCCAGGCCUUGGGAGAGUCAGUGUUUGAAAAGAGCCUUCGUGAAAAAGUGACCCAGGAGAACACCACCAUCAGAUGGGAGCUGGGUAAUCUUCAGCAGAGGUUAGAGCAAAAGGACCUGGAAACUUCUAAUCUGAAUCAGCGAAUUGCAGUGCUGGCCACCCGAGUGCAGGAGCUCACCUCACCGGAGGCCUGGGACGAUGAUGCUGUGGCUACCCUAAGGAAGAAGCUUUGGGAGCUGGAGUCCAGUGCUGCUGAACAGCAAAAAGAACUGACCCGACAUGCAAAUGCUGUUGACCAGCUGGAACAGCUCCACAUGCGGCUUGAAAUGGAAAUAGAACGAAUGAAGCAGAUUCAUCAGAAGGACCUGGAAGACAAGGAAGAGGAGCUGGAGGAUGUUCGCCAGUCCUGUCAGAGGAGGCUUCGUCAGUUGGAGAUGCAGUUGGAGCAGGAAUUUGAGGAGAAGCAGAUGGUGCUCCACAAGAAGCAGGAUCUGGAAGGGCUCAUUGGGACCCUCUGUGAGCAGAUUGGUCAUCGGGACUUUGACGUAGAGAAGCGGCUUCGGCGGGACCUGAAGAGGACACACGCUCUGCUCGCAGAUGUGCAGCUCCUGCUGGUGACAGCGGGAGAGCCCAGUCUGUCUGUCAGCAAAGAGGAGCUUGAGAAAGUUCACAGUCAGUGGGAAGAGAGCAAAGCCCAAUGUGCAGAGGCCCAGAAGUCCCAGAAGGCGCUGGCUCUGGAGCUGGAGAACCUGCACGUGGAGCUGGAGACGAUCAGCAGGAACAAGAACCUGGUUGAUGAGCACCUAUAUCAGCUGCAGCACGAGAAAGCUGAUCUCCUGAAACGCAUUGAUGAGGACCAGGAGGAUCUGAACGAACUUAUGACAAAGCACAAGGCUCUGAUUGCACAGUCUGCGGUGGACAUUACUCAGAUUCGAGAGUUACAGACACAGCUGGAGGAAGUGAAGAAAGAGAAACAAAGUCUUCAAGAGAAACUGCAGGCAGCUCAGGCCCGGAUUGCGUACGUGGAGCAGUCGAUGGUCGAACGCUCAAUCGUCAGUCGACAGGAAGCGCUGAUCUGCGAUCUGGAGAACAAGCUGGAGUUUCAGAGUGUGCAGAUCAAGCGGUUUGAGAUGCUUGUCCUUCGGUUGCGAGACAGUGUAAUAAAGAUGGGUGAGGAAUUGGAGAAGGCCGCAGAGUCGGAGGCUCGAGAGAAGGAGAACACCAAGUAUUACCAGAUGCGCAUGGAGGAGAUGAAAGCAGAUAUGAAUGAGCUAGUGCAGAGAGAGCUGGAAGCCAGUCGCAGGCGUAUGGAGCUGGAGAAGCAGGUAGAUGAGCUGUUUGCCGUGAGGCAGACCUUGCAAGCUGACCUGGAAACCUCGAUCAGACGCAUUGCGGAUCUGCAGGUCGCCCUCGAAGAGGUGCAGUCCAGUGAUGAAAGUGAUACAGAAAGUGUCCAGACGGCCCUGGAAUCUGUCUGUUUAAGAAGAGAUAUGGACAAUCGGUCUAGUUUAGGCUCCACUCUAAAUCUGGAGCCAGAAGAAAGCACCAAAUCCUGGACACCUUCAGGUCCCAGCGUGGCUGGAAGUCUCUCAAGGCAAUCCCUGGGCAGCUGCAGCACUCCGAGCCUGAGGAUGAACAAAGAAAUCAAAGAUCAAGAAAUGAACCAACCAGCUUCUGCACUGAGUGCUUGGAGAGGGCAAUACAGAAGAACUAUGGAUGCGACAGAUUCUGGCAAGGAUGUAAGCCAUUUAGCUGGCACUCAAAGAUGGGAAUUAGGAAGAAUUGUGGAUAAGGAGAUUGACAGUCAGAAAAAAGCCAUGGAUAAAUUAGGAGCUAUAUCUCCAUCUUUGAUGAGAAGGAGGUCAUCUCCUACAGCAGAAGAGAAGUUUCCAAGCUCUUCAUCUGCACUUUCUGAAUAUGUAGAAGAGCUGAGGAGGAAACAAGCAACAGAGAAAGAGCAGGGAACAUUAGGAUUAGAGGACACCUCUCCCCUGCCAAUCUACCAAACAACUGGUGCCUCCUCCCUGAGAAGAUGCAGGACUUUCAAAGAGGAUGAUGAGUUCCCAAUAAAGUUUGGAGUCAAUGAAAGUACAGGAAGUGAAGGAGCGCCUGCAGGAGCUAGCCUAGUGCGUUCAUCCAGUUUAAAAUGCAUAUCAUCUGAGAACACAGAGCCAGCGUGCUCCUCAGCUCUCAAAAGAAUAUCAAAGUUUGGCUCCUGUGACUCACUCUUACAAAAUAUUGAUACUUCCUGCUUAAAGUUGAGUUCACCAGCUGUAGGAGCAGAUAGGUUCAAUACAUCGAGACUUAAGCCAUGGAGAAGUUACCUUGAGCCAUCACUAGAUGACACAGCCAGCGCUGAUCUGGGGAAAGAUUCUCUGGUAUUUCAGAGUAAGAAAUUCAGUGAUGUUAUGGCUGAAGGAAAGGAAAGCGACCCGUUCACUUGGAAAAUACCAACUCUCAACUAUGAAAGGAGAACAAAUGUUGAUUUUGAUUACUUCCUUCCAGCAAUUCGCAAAUCCCAGUCAACAAGCAGUUUGUCCGGACCUGUCAAGGACAGGAGAGAAGGCCAGAGGCCAAUGAGCGUUCAUUUUGAAGACCAGGAUAUGGCAGUCAGCACUUUUUUGUCUGAAAUAAAGACCAUUUCAAAGGCCAAAGAGGAUGCUGGAAACCUCUCCGACUCAUCUUCAUCCUCUGGCUCGAUCGUUUCAUUUAAAAGUGCUGACAGCAUCAAGAGCCGACCAAAGAUUCAAAGACCAGAAGGUGAAGGAUGCGCCGGAAAACUGAUCAUUGAAGAUGCUAAAGAUGAAAGGCGAUGGGAGGCAGAAGGGAAAGAAGAAGAUGUCAAUAGCAUUAUGAUGAAAUAUCUAGGAAAAGAUUAAGUGAGAACAGGCAGCUGAAAACAAAAUGCAUGUAUUGAAAAGUCCACCACUACGUAAGUGCAGCCCACUGCCGCGGGGAGGUUUAAGAGACAUCUCUCAAUGUAUACACACUCCCUAGAGUCAUCUGCACUUAAGUCUUAAUAAACAAAGUUCUUGGCAA
Gopherus flavomarginatus (Mexican gopher tortoise) is the source of this 7446-nucleotide messenger RNA. It is a transcript of the gene MYO18B, whose product is annotated as myosin XVIIIB. Gene Ontology annotation, cellular component: myosin complex. Bases 210 to 7286 code for a protein of 2358 amino acids. The transcript has 44 exons. Gene Ontology annotation, molecular function: cytoskeletal motor activity; protein binding; ATP binding. Lineage: Eukaryota; Metazoa; Chordata; Testudines; Testudinidae. The record is from RefSeq and is a predicted model, not a curated record.